AUGGGUGUUAAAGGUGGUUGGGAUUUAUUAAAUCCAGCAGACUCUAUGUCGUUAGUGUCGAUGCCAGCGGAUGGAUGUUUGCUGCGAAGUACCAUUAUGGACAAACGAAGAGUCCAGCGCAAGCAGUCAUUGUUCAAGUGUUUGGGAUGCCUUUUUCACCUUCCAGUGUCGCCCAUAUUUGUUUUCGACGGUCCAAAGCGUCCUCUGAAUAAGCGUAAAAAGAAUAUAACCAAGACAAGCGACUGGUUAACUGCGGACUUCAAGCGACUGCUCGAAGGAUUCGGGUUCCCCUAUUGGGAUGCUCCUGGCGAAGCUGAGGCUGAGCUAGCACUGCUCUCAAACAAUGACCGGAUCGAUGUCGUGAUGUCGGAAGACUUCGAUACAAUGGUAUUUGGUGCUCAACGAGUGAUUACUGAUGAAAGCGACUCCAAGUACAUGAUUAAAGUAUAUGAAAAGGGGGCACAGUUUUCUCCAAAUGAGCUCAUAAUGAUUGCAUUACUUGCAGGAGGAGAUUAUGAUGAUGGGAUUCAAGGGUGUGGAAUCCAGACUGCUGUUGACAUCACCCUAACCGGCAUCGGUGAACGACUCUUUGAGGCCCUCAAAGCAUCUACAGUUGAAAAUUACCCCGCUAUUGCUUCCAUGUGGUGCCAGGACCUCUAUGCAAUGUUGGACUCCCAAGGAGCUGGCCGUCUUCAUUCCCGACGUCGUGCACUGGCUUCGCGCAUCCCUCUGGAUUUUCCAAAAGUUUCAGUCCUGAUCCAAUAUAUUCAACCAUUGACAUCACAGUCAACUGGCUCGUUCACUCUACCUGCUGCUCCAGUACCAUGCCCACCCGACAUUCCCAAACUUGCACGGCUAUGCGAGGAAUUAUUCAUCUGGGGACAUUCGAUGGGUAUUGUCCAGAAUUUUUGCGAUCAUGUUUUUCCAGGACUGGCAAUCCGUGAGCUGCUUCAGGACUUGCAUAAGCGACGAGGUUUUGUUCCAUCCGCUGCAAAUCAACGUGAACGAUCAGACUCCGAGAUUUUCGUCUCCCUUGUCAUUCCCCAUGCAGUUAUCACUCAGAUCACUUCAUCAAUUGAUGGGGUAUACGACACUGAUAUCACCCAGAACUCCCUUGAGCAGUGGCUAGAGAAACGCGAAGCUCGCGUAUGGCUUUCCCGUGUACUAGCGCUCCAUGCACGGCCAAACAUCUUAGAUGAUGUGGAGCAUCCAACAUCCAACGCUGCGAAGAAACGGCCGACAUUGCCACCACAGCAGUCUAAACGGGUGGAUACUAAAGUCAGAGAAGAGAGCGAACACCGGCGAGAAACUCCCGCAGGGCAACGAGCUCGCUCUGUUGAGGUUAUCAAUAUCUCUAGCGAUGAGGAUGAGAGGGCGACAGAAAUGUCAGUGAAAAAACGCCACCGUCGAGCAGCGUCCCCGACGUAUCACAUCCAGAUUCACUAUCUGGAAUCUGGGGAGAUCUUAGAGCUUUGUACAGGAUGA
Molecule: messenger RNA, 1485 nt
Organism: Desarmillaria tabescens
Lineage: Eukaryota; Fungi; Basidiomycota; Agaricomycetes; Agaricales; Physalacriaceae
Exons: 11
Coding region: 1-1485 (494 amino acids)
Molecular function (GO): 5'-flap endonuclease activity
Source: RefSeq, a predicted model, not a curated record